Messenger RNA from Styela clava, 2797 nucleotides. RefSeq lists its product as uncharacterized. The record is from RefSeq and is a predicted model, not a curated record. NCBI's taxonomy places the organism in Eukaryota, Metazoa, Chordata, Ascidiacea, Stolidobranchia, Styelidae.
UAACUAAUGUAAAAUUACCUAUCCGCAUCGGUUUAUGGUAUUGUAAUGCUGUUUUUCGCAGAUUCAGUGUAAUUUAAAGUAGUUAUCGGGAAUAAAAACAAUUGUCUAGAGUGGAACCAUGACAGAGGUAGAAAAUAUCUCGCCAUCUUCUUCAAUGUCUUCAUCAAAAUCGUAUGGGUCAUCUUCGUCGUCAGGUUGCAACCAGUCAAUGCCAGAUCACAAAAACAGCAUUCAGGGCCUUCCAAAACAAUUCGUCAAAUCUAUGCGAACCCUAUUUGACAUGCUGGAUGACAGCAAUACGGGUGCCGUACCCUUGGCAGAAAUCGAACGCCGUUGGAGAGACGACGCUGUGCCGAACCUACCUGGAGUGCUCUCUGCAUUGAAAGAUAUUGCACCGCCUGAACAAUUAUUGACUUUCGACACAUUUGUUUGUGGACUUCGCCUUGCCUUAUCCAGAGCAAGAAGAAACGAGGUACUUCCGCUGAAAAGUUUGAACGCCGCUCGGCCGAAAUGGAGUGGUCACGGUAAAUUGCAAUCCCUUUCGUGCGAUCACCCAUUACCUACUCAAAAAUAUUCAAACGUGGCGGCCGUGUUUCCUUCUUUGCACCAUCAAAGCAACCAACAGUUCCAGACAAAGCUGAAUAAUACCGUCAACCUGAAACGCCGGGAUACCACAGUAUCUACGUCGAAAUCAAAUAGACCAUUUCGACACAGACGAUCAAACAGUGGACCCAUAUUCACCGCAAAGAUAAUACCAAACGUAAAACACCAUACGACAUCUUCACAAUACACCACUCAAGACGACAUCAAGGUGGACAACGGUGGACAGAAUCAUUCCUCCAAACAAUGUAACGCAAAACAAAAUGCCGAAGAAAUUAGGAAAUUGAAUUUUGAAAAAGGAAAUAACUGCUAUUCAAAAGACAAAGAAAAUCGAGCGGAUAACUAUUAUCGAGAUUCGUCAAAUUGUCGUAACAAUACUCCAAGAAGCAACCUUGAUCAAAUAACAGCCAGCACUCUUUUCAUAAACGAGGUUGACGGCCCCUCUGUGAUGAAUAUGCAGCCGGUGGUGCUAUCCGGAAAGUAUAUAGGAAUAACAGGAACACUAAAACGGACCAAAUCUUCCGUCAGUAUUCCUCAACACCAACAAUACGGGAGUCUUCAACGGUCUUCAAAAAAUUCUGAAAAUAAACCGAUGGUGAUUUCUGCGUCCAUGAAUUCGUUUUCGACAAUGGGAAGAUCAGCGGCUUCGAGUCGAUUUUCGAGAAAUGCGCAUUCAUUAUACACAGCAACCGGAAAACUGCAUUCUGGUGACCAGCUUGAUCGCAAGAGAGCGAUAGAGAGCAACAGUGGAAAGGUUGGCGAAGAUGAAAUUACCCAAAUCAACGAAAAUCGGCCAAACAAUGAAGGACACGGAAGACGAUGCAAUAGUUCUUCUCCACCCGAAAUACCCAUUGUUAAAUACGCACGGAGCUCAAGCCGAGCGGAAGUCACAGAAAUUCCCAAAUUAAAUCUUCAUGGAUCUAUGUCGUCAUCAACUUCAAACGGUGAUUCGUCGGCGGCAACAUCUCCUAGAUCUAUAGAGAAUGUGGCAAAAGCACUUUUCACUUCUCCUUCAGAUUCCAGAAGUUCUCAAAAUCAGGAACAAAGUACACCACCAUUUACUGUUUCUACUUCGGCAGCUUCAGGGAUAAGACGCCGAGCAAACAGUGCUUCUAUACAACAGAGAAGAAAUAUUCGUCGACACACAGUUGCUACAGGAAUAGAUUAUAAUACGAUCAAAUAUAUGAAACAGCUUGAUGACCAGAAGAAGUUGUUGCUUCAAGGACUACAGGCAAUAGAUUCGACUAAAUCAUGGUUUGAAAGAAGAUUAAAUAACAUCAAUGGAAGACAGAAUCAAAUCAAUUUAAAAAUAAACAAAGGAUCUCUUUCUGUAGGAAGAUCAACAUCAUCCGAAGAUAUAUGUAAAACAGAACCUGGUUCCGCAGAUUAUCGUCUUGAUAACAUUGCAGAAACUGAAAAACAGAUGAGAUCCUUGAUGAAUACCGUAUCUCAGCUACAAACACUAUUUACAAGCACUGCUACUAUUGAGGUUAACAACGGAAAAAGCGAAGAACAAUCUUUGACUAUCACAACACUGCGAGACCACAAUCAACUCUUAACAAGGGAAGUCUCGGAUAAAUCUGACCAAGUCGUUCAACUACAAAAAGAAAAAGCUGCUCUCGUGCGCCAACUAUUUCAAGCUAGAGCCGAACUACAACAAAACAGCGGGAAUCAAGUCAACACUUCGAUAUUUAUAUAACCAGUCAUUGAAAUUCAUGUUGUACCAUGUAUAGAAUAUGAAUGAUUCGUGAUCACCAAUCAAUCAUGUAUGGUUCGUACUAAAAUGCAAUCACUUCUAUUAUAAAUUUUAUUGUCCAAAAAUACCAAUAUGACAGAAUUCAAAACUACAAACGAACAAACGAGACAUUUGUUUAGCCAAAGCAAUCACUCCAGAUUGUGUUUAUCCAUUUAAUAUAACCUCAGUUUAUUUAAUAUUGGCAUCUAUUUAUCAUUUCUCAAAACUUUUUUAUGUGCGAAUCGUAUUGAGCAAUCUGUUAUGCCUCUUGUAUUAGUUAGUUCCCAAUUAUAGUAUACUCACAGUUACAGCAUAUGUACUCUAUCGAAGCCAUGUCGUUGCUAUAUUAAAUAUAUAUGAAUGCAAUCAUAUGUUUGUGAAGUUACAUAAUACUACGUUAUCUCUUGUAUAUUUAUGAUUCUAUGUCUGUUUGCGUUGUCGAAGAAAACCUCUUUCACGAUC